AUGAGCUCCCCAAGCUCACGUCCCCAAACACCAGAUUAUGAGAACUUUCUUGGCACUGACUCCUCCUCCCCCUCCACCACACUCGUGAAUCCAGUGUCGAGCUUUCUUCAAGAUGCGAUCGAAGAACGACGAGCAAGUCGGAAUACCAAAACUCCCCAGCCCUCAGAAAUUGUUGAUAAUAGACCUACAACCUCGGGGUCGCAUUCCAAGUCACUUGUGGCUAGUCGCUCUGGGAAAGAGAAAGAGAAUGAGCGAUCCGAUCAUAAGAAACCGCAAGACAUGGGCCUGCUUGCAACGAAAGAGUACAUAUCUAAAAUAAGCAAAUUAAAUUUCGAUUUGCAAAUGCGGAUUGCCCUGCGCGAACAACAGCUCGCCACCUUAGAGAGAAAAGUGGAGCGCAUGCAUCAGAUAGAGCAGGAGUUGGAACGAAUGCAAGGCUUAGAGGAUGAGUUGCACCGAUUACAAGCGGUCGAGGAGCACAACCAACGAUUGCAAGAAGUCAAUGAUCAACUAAAGUCAGAAAUCGACGUAAGAGACCAAGCUGUCCGCGAGGCUGUGGACUUGAUUGAUGAGUUGGAGACAAAGAACGAGGAGUUACGAGCGGAGUUACGAGCUGGUCGUGGGAAAACAUCGCUACCCAGAAAUGGUUCCACCGAUGAUGUCUCUGAAGUGUGCACUCCAAAAGCUCAAACCUUUGUCGAUAUUCCGGACCGAACGUCUUCAAGAAAGGGAACCGUCCGUCGGCCACGCAAAUCCCCUUCUUUCUUGCUUGAAAAGAGCGGAAGCACCGCAGCUCUACGAAGCGUCUUUCUGGCCGAAGAAAACAAAUCGGUUCGGUCUGUCAGUGCCUCAACGAUAGCUACUACUGUUGACUCGAAGGCGGACCCACAAUCACCGAGACUGAGUACGCUCAGCGAGUGCAGUGACUUUUUUCCACAGCUCACAGCUACUGGAUUUGACCAAUUGGAUCGCUUGGAUGUACUUACUCUUGUCAACAACGACCACUCACCUGUGGUCGCUGCUCCUACAGAAAAUCUUUCACAGGGCCGCCUCUCUGACCGAAUCAGUGAAUGGAUGCAAUUCGACGAGCACAGUCCACGACGUAGAAAUAGCAACAGACCACGUGCUCUUUCUGAUGUAUCUAGAGUCUCACAGGUUCCUAUUACUCCUCUAGACGAGCCGUUUCAGCCGAUGCGCAAGACGAGACGUACUCAACGAGCGAGCCCACGUCAACAGCACUUGGCUGAUUUUGGAGGCAAUCUGCCACCAACCCCAGAUACGAUGAGCACCUUUCGCCCUACUUUCAAGAACGGAUCAAAUGCUAGUCUUCGCAUGGAUAGGUCAUUGAGUCGGCCACGUUCUGCUGGCGAACUCACUACCCGAAGUGCUAGCAUGAGCACACACUCUGAUGGUAUCGAUACUGCAGCAAGUGUGAUUUCGCAGUACAACGUGCAGAACAACUCUAUCGCUCAAAAUUCGACCUUCAAAUAUUACGGCAGAGGUUCGGCCAAAACCACCCGCGUGCGAGGGCCCGGAAGUCCAAUUGAUCCCCGAAUUAGCUACCACGGCGGGGAUCUGCUUUUUAACGAAGAAGUGAUUGAGAAUGCUGUCUCGGACAUGGAUAUGACGCGGGCUUUGUCUCUCAAGGCUACUACUCCUGAAGCCUCUGGUGAGUCGUUAUACGCUUCAGCGUUGACGCCACAGGAUUGGCUAGACGCAGCAAAGCCAGAACAGGAAAAGAGUAAGAUGCAAUAUUCUAGUCCAGAGCUGGAAACAGACGAGAUGUCGCUUGAGGACAACAAUCCCAUCGAAUUUACGACUGAGGUCAACACUCCGCGUAACUCACCGCUUCGGCUUCAUGCCUGGGCUAACGAAUCACAGCCUAUGCCGGAGGUGCAGCAACAUCGCAGGCGAUUAUCACGAUUCUUCACUCGAAACCGUCAGUCAAAGGAUGCACAGCCGGAAUCGGUCCCUACGCCAAAAACAGGGCCUUCGCCCAUUCCACAGAAAAUUGUGCUGGUUAAGCAUCGGCGAACAAGCUCAGGACCCGGACUUAAUUCCGACGAAGGUACCGCUGCUAUUGGUCGUGCUUCUGGCCGCGCACUGUCAAAGUCGCUUUUGGAUCAUCGUCCCUCGACAGCUUCGCGGCCAAUCACCUCUGACAGCGCUGAGCCGCGCAGCAAAGGAUCCGGUUUGUUGGGCUGGAUGAAGAGCUCCGCCUCACACAACAAGGAUAAUGAGCCAUCUCCCAGUGGCCACCUACGGUUCGCUCGUUCUACAACAGAACGGCCUCAAUCUACCGCCAGCCUUGAUGUUUCGAAUCUUGGUCUUGGUCUUGACGUAGCGGCGCCUGAUGAUGAACCUGCCUGGCGAGCCCGAAGACGGUCUAGAAGGAUGGCAUAG
Talaromyces amestolkiae is the source of this 2403-nucleotide messenger RNA. RefSeq lists its product as uncharacterized. The record is from RefSeq and is a predicted model, not a curated record. The transcript is spliced from 3 exons. The coding region runs from base 1 to 2403 and encodes 800 amino acids. Lineage: Eukaryota; Fungi; Ascomycota; Eurotiomycetes; Eurotiales; Trichocomaceae.